Messenger RNA from Oryctolagus cuniculus (rabbit), 3985 nucleotides. It is a transcript of the gene MAP2K7, whose product is annotated as mitogen-activated protein kinase kinase 7. The record is from RefSeq and is a predicted model, not a curated record. NCBI's taxonomy places the organism in Eukaryota, Metazoa, Chordata, Mammalia, Lagomorpha, Leporidae. Gene Ontology annotation, molecular function: ATP binding; protein kinase activity. Gene Ontology annotation, biological process: protein phosphorylation.
UUGGCCAGGAGCUCUGGUCUUGACCUUGGUCCCCUCGUAGAGGUCAGAGGUCACGCAGCUGCAUUCCCAGGGAUACCCCCCCGCCGCCGCCUUGGCCAACCCUGAACUUUCUGGGGACUGGCUGGAAAUUGAAAGCGCUUCCCACAGUGCCUAAUUAUGGUGAGGAGACAGCACCGCGCGGCUACCAAAGGCCAGCUAGCAAUUAAAGGGAUUCUAAUGAAGCACUGUCCGAGGCGACAAAGGCAGUUCUGAGAGGGCGUGGCGGACCGAGACCCAAGCAGGAAGAGCCACGAGGUUGAGGGUGCACCGCCGCGGGAGACCACAUCGGACCGCAGCAGAUAAACCAGGCGUCAGGGGUGCGCACGCGCAGCAGAAGUCACGCCGCGUGACCACCGUUUGCCUGCGCCGUCCUCGCCCUGUGCGCAUGCGUGCCGCUUUCCCCGCCCACCACUCUGAAGAACCACGGGUUUCCAGGAUGCGCCUCUCCCCAGAGCAGUCCGGUGUUCGCGCAUGCGCACCACGGUGAUUGCGGGGUUGCACGUUGCCAGCCGCGAGCUCUAGGUGGCGUCAUCCUUCGGGCUGGGGCGAAGCGCGCACGCGCGGAGGGUCUCACGCGGGAAGGGCGGGUGCGCCCCGCGGGCAUGCGCCAGGCAGGGCGAGACGGCGGCUCGGCGGGGUCAUCCGGGCGCAGGCGCAGUGCGGUGUUUGUCUGCCGGACUGACGGGCGGCCGGGCGGUGCGCGGCGGCGGCGGCGGCGGGGAAGAUGGCGGCGUCCUCCCUGGAGCAGAAGCUGUCCCGCCUGGAAGCAAAGCUGAAGCAGGAGAACCGCGAGGCCCGGCGGAGGAUCGACCUCAACCUGGAUAUCAGCCCCCAGCGGCCCAGGCCCAUUAUUGUGAUCACUCUAAGCCCUGCUCCUGCCCCGUCCCAACGAGCAGCCCUGCAGCUUCCACUGGCCAAUGAUGGGGGCAGCCGCUCGCCGUCCUCAGAGAGCUCCCCGCAGCACCCCACGCCCCCCGCCCGGCCCCGCCACAUGCUGGGGCUGCCGCCCACCCUGUUCACCCCACGCAGUAUGGAGAGCAUUGAGAUUGACCAGAAGCUGCAGGAGAUCAUGAAGCAGACGGGCUACCUGACCAUCGGGGGCCAGCGCUACCAGGCGGAAAUCAAUGACCUGGAGAACCUGGGCGAGAUGGGCAGCGGCACCUGCGGCCAGGUGUGGAAGAUGCGCUUCCGGAAGACCGGCCACGUCAUCGCCGUCAAGCAAAUGCGGCGCUCGGGGAACAAGGAGGAGAACAAGCGCAUCCUCAUGGACCUGGACGUCGUGCUCAAGAGCCACGACUGCCCCUACAUCGUGCAGUGCUUCGGCACCUUCAUCACCAACACGGAUGUCUUCAUCGCCAUGGAGCUCAUGGGCACCUGUGCCGAGAAGCUCAAGAAGCGGAUGCAGGGCCCCAUCCCGGAGCGCAUCCUGGGCAAGAUGACGGUGGCGAUCGUGAAGGCGCUGUACUACCUGAAGGAGAAGCACGGCGUGAUCCACCGCGACGUCAAGCCCUCCAACAUCCUGCUGGACGAGCGGGGCCAGAUCAAGCUCUGCGACUUCGGCAUCAGCGGCCGCCUGGUGGACUCCAAGGCCAAAACGCGGAGUGCCGGCUGCGCCGCCUACAUGGCUCCUGAGCGCAUCGACCCCCCGGACCCCACUAAGCCCGACUACGACAUCCGGGCGGACGUGUGGAGCCUGGGCAUCUCCUUGGUGGAGCUGGCCACGGGGCAGUUUCCCUACAAGAACUGCAAGACAGACUUCGAGGUCCUCACCAAAGUCUUGCAGGAGGAGCCCCCACUCCUGCCGGGCCACAUGGGCUUCUCGGGGGACUUCCAGUCCUUCGUCAAAGACUGCCUUACUAAAGACCACAGGAAGAGACCAAAGUAUAAUAAGCUACUUGAACACAGCUUCAUCAAGCGCUACGAGACACUUGAGGUGGACGUGGCGUCCUGGUUCAAGGACGUCAUGGCGAAGACUGAGUCGCCGCGGACUAGCGGAGUCCUGAGCCAGCACCACCUGCCCUUCUUCAGGUAGCCGCGUGGCAGCGGCUAGCCCCCAGGGGCCAGGGGCAUGGCCACCGGCCCCCCUCCCCACCCGGCCACCCAGCUGCCUGCCAGGGGAGACCUGGGACCUGGACGGCCGCGAGGGCUGAGGACAGACAGUGGGGGGCGCUCGCCCACCCCCUCGCUCCCUGCCCACCAGCCGUGGACAGACAGGCCCACCAGCCCCCAACCCCUCCCGCUCCGGGCCGUGCCGUCCGCCGACAGACACUGUGAACGGAAGACAGCAGGCCGCGAGCAGACUCGCUAUUUAUUCAGUCGUAACCUCCGGCUGGGGCCCCGCACCCCCCAGGGCGAGGCACCCCCUCCGCCCCUCCCCACGCACCUGCUCCUCCGCGCCUCCUCCCGCCGCCUCCCUCUCUACCUCUCUGCCCCCAGGACUUCCCGCUGCCUCCCGCCCUGCCUCUGUCCUGGCCCAGGACGGCCCUGUGGGUGUUGUGACUGCAGCCGCCCCCGGGCUGGCUUCUGCCCCCCUUUCUCUCUCUCUCUCUCUCUCUCUCUGUCUCUCUCUGUCUCUCUUUGAUCUCAGGGGGUCCUUUUUGGAGUUUAUUGUAUUUUAUUGUACUUGGUGGGGCGUUUGGGGGAGGGGGAGGAGAGCUUGUCCUCGUGGGGUUUGUGGGUACCUUCAGAAAUUUUACCAAAGUCAGGUUUAGCUGCUUGUGAGGGGCGGCCCAGGGAGCGGGGCUGGGCCACCGUUGCUCCUCAGGCCUGGUCUGGGCCAGACAGGCCCACAGGUGGGCUCCGGGGGCUCCUCCCCCAGGGCUGGAGUUGGGCUGGAGUUGGCCGAGGCUCGGGGUGAGCUGAGCUCAGGAGGUGUGGGGGAGCCGGGAUGCAGGCCGCCCUGGCCGCUCAGGACGGCCUGCAGGAAAGGUGGGCGCAGGGUGUGGUGGGAGUGACAGGGAGGUGCUUGGAGGGACUCAGAGACAGGGGCGGGGGCUGUGGGCUGAAGGAGGGGCCUGGAGGGAGUCAGGAGUUGAGGGCAAAGGGAGUGAAUGUGGGGGUUUGCGCAAGUGAGACAGGUGCGGGCGCCCGGGAGGCCUGGCGGAGGGAUGGGGACCUGCAGUGGCUCCCCGGCAGUAAUGCCCCCACUCACCCCGAGCCACGGUCCCCAGCACACCCUGGAGCUGGUCCCUGGGAGCCGGCUGCACAGGCCAGAGCAGGGGGGUGUCCUUGGUGGUGAUGCAUGUGAAUCAGGCGGGCGAGGAAACAGGAAAACCCCGCGGAACCACAGACAAAACCCAAGCUGCACCAAAGCGAGGAGCCCCGCUGGAUCUGGGGGGAGCAGCUAGGCUCAGGCCCACAGCGGCCCCUUCCCCGACUCCCGUUACGAUAUCCACGAGAUGCUGCAUGUGUACAAUGUAGUAGAUGUCACCGCCUCCCUGCCCCCACCCCGGAGGCAGGGCCACCCUCUCCCAUCCCGGGCCCCUUUGUGAGGGACCCCUGGUGGGGAGCCCACAGGCCUGGCCCUGCCUGCCCGGCUGAGCCCAGCCCCAGGGCCUUUGCUGGUAUCUGGGAGGUCGCUGGGGCUGGGGCAUGGGGACACGGCUCAGGCGAAGGCUGGGCUGCCUGGUUUUAUUUUUAUUUAACUUUAUUUUCUGUUGUGUGUGUGUCUGCCCGGCCCUUCCCCUUCAGUGUUACGUGGGAGCCCUGGGGGAGUCUCUCCUACCUCCCUGCCUCCCCCAAGACCUCCCCCUCGGUCACCAGCCACCCCUCUGGACCAGACAGAGGGCGGACGGGGCAGGCAGGGGCUGGGGUGGUGUGGCCAAGCCCACCGGCCCACAGACCCCCUCUCAGGCCGCCAGUAUUGUCCCGUCCCUUUUUAAAAACGAAAUGCCCUUGUUUGUAAAUCCUUAGAGCUUGAGAAUAAACCACCCCCCCACACCUUUUC